This is a messenger RNA of Ogataea philodendri, 1425 nucleotides long. RefSeq lists its product as uncharacterized. Gene Ontology annotation, molecular function: RNA binding; structural constituent of ribosome. Gene Ontology annotation, cellular component: ribosome. Bases 1 to 1425 code for a protein of 474 amino acids. The transcript has 2 exons. The record is from RefSeq and is a predicted model, not a curated record. Gene Ontology annotation, biological process: translation. NCBI's taxonomy places the organism in Eukaryota, Fungi, Ascomycota, Pichiomycetes, Pichiales, Pichiaceae.
AUGUUCCGGCGUCUAUUUUCCACCUCGCGUCUGGCGUUGAACGUCAAGACGUCCGAGCUGGACCCCAAAAAGCUCAAACACAUGCAGUAUUUGUUGCAAUACUACGAGCCAAAAGUGGUGGAGUCGAUCAUGCUCGCGGAGUCGUCGAUCAAGAAAGAACACUUUGACAACCGCAAGAUCGCUGCUGUUCCGUUUGGUCCGCACUACCUGGACGACCUCACUCGCAAAGACCCAUACUUCGACCAUCUUCCUGAGGAGAAGUACAGAGACUUUUUGAAAGUCAGACAAUUGAAUAAACCAGACUACCCUCCAGGACACAAGGGAGACAUUGCGCAGUUUCUUGGAGACGAGGAAGGUAACGAGAUGUCCAUGAUCAUGCAGGAUCUGGUGAUGUCCACCGGAUUCAGCGAGGAAUACAUCUCGAAGCUGCGGAGCAAGACGUUGAUUAUUAAAAGCGUGAGAAACCAAACGUCCAAGGGUAAAAUCAGCUCUUUCUACGCUCUGGUGUGUGUCGGCGACGGCAACGGAAUGCUCGGUGUGGGAGAAGCCAAGGAUAGAGACGAUAAUGUGAUGGCUGUGUUCAAGGCCCAUUGGCAGGCAGUGAAGAAUAUGGCCAAGGUUCCGCUGCUCGAAGACAGAACCAUUUACGGAAACAUCGAGCACAAGUACGUUUCCACCGUGGUUCAUCUUCGGUCUGCGCCGCCUGGUUUCGGUCUCAAGUGCAACCCGAUGAUUUUUGAGCUGGCCAGAUGCGCAGGUAUCAAGGAUCUGGGUGCCAAGGUGUACCGUUCCAGAAACAAGAUGAACGUUAUUAAAUGUGUGACCGAGGCGUUGGUCAACCAACGGUCCAUCUCGGAGAUCGCUGCUGAGCGCGGGAAGAAGGUUGUUGACCUUAGAGGCAUCUCCUCGAAAAUACGGGCUUCUUCCGCCUCCCACUUGGAUCGUUCUGCAGUCUUGAAGAUCUCUCCAAUCAUUAUAAGAGCCUCUGCACGCUCCACGGCUUUGGAAACGUCGAUCGACUUGUCGUACAGAACGGAAUCCACAACAUCGCGAAUGGUGGACGAAAUCUCCAUCUGGGAACCUUUCCAUGCGGCAGCAAUGAUCUUGCCUAUGAGCAAUUUUUCCAUCUCUGCCACCGCUUCCUCGGAAGGUAUUUCCUCAUUGGGGGUCUCCUUCUUGUCAUCCUUCUUAUCAGCGGGCGCUUCCUCCUGCUCCGUGGUAUCCUGUUCCGCCUUCUGCAUCUGUUCGCGCUUCUCGGUCAUCUUGGCCAGUUCCUGCAUCGUGCUCUGGGCCUCCAAAGCACUGCUGAUGGUUCUAAAAGUGUCCUUAAUGAUUCCACCCUUUUCUUUCAAAGAGCCCAUCCAUCCACCCAAUCCCAAAAACGACUUGUGCGAUUUCAGAAAGAUGUUGGCCUUGACAAUGUAA